GGAUGGCCAAACCUUUGAAACCUUCCGAACACGAAUCGACCUCAAUCUUCGAACAGAUCCAAGCGGAAUGUUGCGGUGUGGCGGUACAUAAACAGUAGGGGUUGCAUCUCCUAAUUCUGUUCCAUCAACAAUUGAAACGGAAUGAAAGUCUGGCUAGACGUUACACAACCAGUCAGGAGAUAACACAGUAGGAACUGUUAGAUUCUUCCAUCCGCAUUACUAUUACAGACUACAAUUAAAAAUAUUAAACAUCAUGAGCCAAGGAUCCAAAGAUGCGCGAAGGCAACACCCUUGGAACCUUGACAUGGAUGAUGAUAUUGAGAGCAUAUCUCAGCUCUCUUGUUCUUUCAUAUCCAGAGCCAGAAGUGACACAAGUGACAGCGGCGACAGCUACAGCACAAGUCACUCUCCCAGAAUAGCUGACCCUGAAGAUCUGGAGUCGCAGGGCCUGUUUGCAAACGAUGACAAACAGGCAGCAAAGGAAGGCAAAGACCUGACUGAAGAAACAUCCGGCAGUAAAUUCUUCAUGUGCGAUAUCGACGAUGACACUGUCUCUCUGAAUCUCCAACAGCGCGAUACGGAGGCAGAAACACCUGCGAAGUGCAAUCAGGAAGAGAACUCCCAGAAUGUUUCGUCGCCACGCUGGUGGGAACCAAACUCAACAUCUCGUUGGUGGGAACGAGGAGCAACAGGAUCUUCUUCGCGUUGGCGGGAACGGGCAACUGCGUCAGAGAAUUCUGGACGUUCCUGUCGCUCGUUGUUGUCCUUUGCAACUCCACCUCCUCCUCCGUCUCUGCGUCCGAGUAGAGGACUCAGUCGACCAGGAGCCUAUAGCAUCCCUGGUAUCAAUGCACGAGAUGGUGGCACGGGAGAAGAAGAGAAAGAGGAAGAGACGUUGGGAAACUCGUCAUCUACCUCUUCCACCUUUGAAAACGAGUACGAUGAUAUGCUGCUGCUCGAGGCCACCCUUGUCAGCGAGAAAUCGCUCAUCAAAGACACAGAAGAAACAUCCAACGAACUCGUGUUGCAAGCCGAACCUCUCAAAAGCAGAUGUACUCCCCGUUUUGUGUGUUCCAUGAUUGCAUUACUUCUUGUGAUUGCUGGAGCUGGAGCAGCGGCUGGCACAGAAUGGGGCCGCCGAAAAUACGAUGUGGAACUGGCUCCAAGAACUGGCACGUCCUCUCCCACAUCCACUUCAUAUACAGAUGCUGACAUAUCAGCGUCAUCUUCCGCCGCAUUCGGCACCCAGACACCUACCGGUACAACUUCCUCAUUUCCUCCUUCCAGAAUACCAGCUGCUUCUGAAGGCAGUGCAAUCACGGGCACUGCAGCACCAGGAUUCAAUGCACCUCCUCCGCACUCCAUCACUAGUACUAGUACACAAUCGACUUCAUUCAACAGUACUUCCGAGUCUGUUAUUCUCAUAUCCUCAAACUCCACAAACAAUGAGCUGUCCGCUGGUGAUUUCGUCAUGAGCUUCCUGCCAGAAAAGACCAAGGCGAUCGUACUGGAAGACCCGAGCUCACAUCAGGGAAAAGCGUUUCGAUGGCUGACAUCAGAUCCAACAUUAGAAAAGUAUCCCCCAGGCCGGGUUAUGCAGCGCUUUGCACUUGCAACCCUCUUCUAUGCAAGCAAUGGGGAACAGUGGGAAAGCAGCGACAAUUGGUUGUCCUAUGAUGUGCCUGAGUGUGGGUGGACGACAGAUGCACUUGGUGGUCUCCUCUGCAACGACGAAGACUACUACGAGAUCUUAUCGCUGAACCAACUGUCGCUUUCUGGUACUCUACCUGAAGAAAUCUGGUUCCUGUCAACGUUGGUGUCUCUGCAGCUGUACGAUCACGAUUUACAAGCCUCGCUUCCAUCAAGGAUCGCGAAGAUGCCUCGGCUUGAGAGUCUUCUUCUCUUUGACUUGUCCCUAACUGGAACAAUACCAGCUGAAAUCGGGUUGGAAAAGCUCAAGUCGCUGCACCUUGGCGGGAACGCACUCCAAGGCAGCAUACCAGUUGAGAUUGGCAAGAGCAAACAUCUGCGCAAUCUUUACUUGGGAGAGAAUCAGUUGACCGGAUCACUACCUGCAGCCAUAGGGAACCUUCAUGAUCUGGAAGAGCUCGUAUUGCAUAACAACACUCUCACCUCAACCAUCCCGGCUUCCAUUGGAGAAUUGACAAAUCUAAGGUUGCUCUAUUUGGCCAUUAAUUCCUUUUCUGGAACUAUACCCAAUUUGAGCCCCUUGACUGAACUGCGGGGGAUCGUUCUACAGUCCAAUCUGUUUCAUGGCAACUUUCCUGAUCUAUCCAGCUCGACAAAACUGGAAUACCUCUUCCUGGGGCAGAACAGUUUGACUGGACCAUUGCCACCCCAUGUUGUGGGGUCAUUGACGUCACUCAAAGUGCUAGAUGUCCGCCAAAAUGGCAUGAGCCAAGAAAUCCCUUCCGAAGUUGGAUUGCUUCGUGAGUUGCAAGUUUUGGACUUGUUUGAGAACUAUUUUUCGUCUACAAUUCCGACGGAACUUGGCUUGCUCAGCAAUGCUCAGAAGAUCAUGCUGGAGAAGAAUAUGUUGGAGGGUACCAUCGCCUCAACCUUGGGUUUGUUGACAAAUCUGGAGCGACUGUGGCUUCAUGACAAUAAUCUUUCGGGGUCUGUGCCGGAAGAGCUUUGUGACUUGGUGAGGCAGAGCGAUUUGGAUCUUGCAGUGGAUUGCUUCAAGGUAGUCUGCGACUGUGAUUGCAACUGUGCCAAGUCAACUACUGCGCCAAUCCUAUCAGGGAACCGAAGCAGCCCGCCUACUGCCUGGGAUAACGUUGUUUCGUUCUUCCAAGACUUAUUCAACUGAUACUGAAUGAUUCGAAUGCUACUGGUACUUCGGCUUUCUUUCGCACAAAACACAUUUGCACCAUACAUGCAUACAUACAUUUACACAAUGCAUUCUAAAACUGCUGGAUUACAUUUUAAUCUGCCGAUACUACUAC
Seminavis robusta is the source of this 2969-nucleotide messenger RNA. The record is from the annotation of a GenBank genome assembly. NCBI's taxonomy places the organism in Eukaryota, Bacillariophyta, Bacillariophyceae, Naviculales, Naviculaceae.